This is a messenger RNA of Choloepus didactylus (southern two-toed sloth), 1805 nucleotides long. RefSeq names its product RRAD and GEM like GTPase 2 (gene REM2). The record is from RefSeq and is a predicted model, not a curated record. NCBI's taxonomy places the organism in Eukaryota, Metazoa, Chordata, Mammalia, Pilosa, Megalonychidae. Gene Ontology annotation, molecular function: GTP binding; calcium channel regulator activity; GTPase activity. The transcript is spliced from 5 exons. Bases 59 to 1081 code for a protein of 340 amino acids. Gene Ontology annotation, cellular component: plasma membrane.
AGUGCUGCUGAGGGAACGGGUGCUGCUAGCUACGGGCUGCACGCGCACACGCACAUCCAUGCAUACGGACCCCGACACUGACAUGGACACGGACACAGAGACUGCAGCACUCUGCCCCUCGGGCAGCCACCGGGCCUCCCCUCCCGGGACACCCACACCAGAAACAGAUGCCACUCUGCUGAAGAAGCCAGAGAAACUGCUGGCAGGGCUGGACCGGGGCGGGCCACCCCUUAUCCCAGGGGCCCCCAGACGAAGAGGCAGUAUGCCUGUUCCCUACAAGCACCUGCUGCGGCGGGCCCAGGCUGUAGAUGAGCUUGACUGGCCACCCCAGGCCUCCUCCUCUGGCUCCUCUGACUCCCUGGGCUCAGGGGAGGCAGCCCCCAACUCAAAGGAUGGCAUCUUCAAGGUCAUGCUGGUAGGGGAGAGCGGCGUGGGCAAGAGUACCCUGGCAGGCACUUUCGGCGGUCUCCAGGGAGACAGUACUCAUGACCCCGAGAACCCAGAGGACACCUAUGAGAGACGCAUCAUGGUGGAUAAGGAAGAAGUGACUCUCGUUGUGUAUGACAUCUGGGAACAGGGGGAUGCAGGGGGGUGGCUGCGGGACCACUGCCUUCAGACCGGAGAUGCCUUUCUCAUCGUCUUCUCAGUCACCGACCGACGAAGCUUCUCCAAAGUUCCAGAGACCCUACUAAGGCUCCGGGCUGGAAGGCCCCACCACGACUUGCCUGUCAUCCUUGUCGGCAACAAGAGCGACCUGGCCCGCUCCCGGGAGGUCUCACUGGAGGAGGGCCGCCACCUCGCCGGGACGUUAAGCUGCAAGCACAUCGAGACGUCGGCCGCGCUGCACCACAACACGCGGGAGCUCUUCGAGGGCGCAGUGCGCCAGAUUCGGCUGCGGCGGGACCGGAGCCGCACCGGGGCCCAGCGGCCGGAACAGGGCAGUCCCGAGGGCCCCGCGCCGCCCGCGCGCCGCGAGAGCCUCACCAAGAAGGCCAAGCGCUUCCUCGCCAACCUGGUGCCGCGCAACGCCAAGUUCUUCAAGCAGCGCUCCAGGUCGUGCCACGACCUCUCCGUGCUUUGAGCCGCGGUCGCCAUGGCCACCGCGGUCGCCAUGGUCACCGCGCCCUCCGCUCACCCUUCGCCCCGCCCCGCCCCCGUCCGGCUUCCUUUGUGGAGGCCGUCUAGGAAACCAAAAACUCCCAGGAUUCCCUGGUGUGACUGCGGGAGGCGGGUCGGUGGGCAUCGUCCCCCAUCACCACGGCGCGUUCUCUGAGUACCUCCGGGCCCCGGAGCUCCUAGAACGGAGAACGCGGACCUGCGGGCGGUGCGCUGCGGACGGUGGGCGGAGCGGGUUAUGGGGGAUCAAGAAAGAAAAAAGUUCUGCAAGGUAUUUUCUUUUUUUUUUUUAUUCACCCUUGGCCCCCUCUCCUGUUAAGAGAUUCUAAAAGCGAGAACUGAAGAAGUGAUUUGUAGACUUCCUUAUGGCGUUUUCCUCCUUUGUACUCUGCGCGAAAAUGUCUCCCCUUAAAGAGAUUCUUAAAGGUAAAGAGACACUGAGACCCUGCUCACAGACUUUCUGGCAGAAGUUCUGACUUUUCUGCCACACUUGUCCACUUUGCCUUUAAGAAAUUCUUAAAGGCAAGGACCUGGAAGCACUAUUUGAAAAUUGAUUCUGUGAUUUACCCUUACACCAUGGCACUUCCCCUUUAAGGUUAUUAAAGGUAAGGUGUGGACAGACUUUCUGCUUUCAGAGCCAGAUGUCAGGGCCCAGUAGCACCAGCAAGGGGCCACCCCCUCUCUUUUCA